Messenger RNA from Blepharisma stoltei, 891 nucleotides. The record is from the annotation of a GenBank genome assembly. Lineage: Eukaryota; Ciliophora; Heterotrichea; Heterotrichida; Blepharismidae.
AUGCACCUGCAAAUAAGGCCAAACCCUGUAGGAAAAAUCACAAUUUUUUAUCUAAAACACCAUUUUUCAACAGGAAUAAAAACAUCCGAAACUCAUUCCUAUCUUAAAAAAGGCUUUUCUGAGGCAAAAACCUGGUAUUCUAAAUAUGGGACAAUGACCAGUACCAAGCUUUACCAAGAAUAUUUGCCUUUUAUGAAGAUGAGAGAAGCUACCUCAGUGAUAGAAACAGGUUCAGGCCCUGGAAAUGGAGUUUCAGCCAUAUUAAAAUCUAUUUCUCCAUCUUGCAAAUUUACUGCUACAGAUAUCAGUCCAGGGUUUCUGGACGAGCUAAAAAAGAUUAAAGCUGAAAACUAUUCAGUAGAAGAAGCCAAUAUAGAAGAGUUGCCUUUCCCUAAAAAAACGUUUGAUCGUUACAUUUCGAAUAUGGCUAUACAUAAUGCUGCAGAUCCUGAAAAAGCAUUUAGUGAAGCGUAUAGAGUAUUGAAAAACGGAGGUAUUUUAGGAGUUUCAACUUUUGGGGCAAACGAAAAAACAAAUACUUAUAUGAGCCUCAUGAAGAAUUUCAGAGCCUUUAUUGGGCAACCAUACCACGAUUCAAUUUUGAAUAAUCUCGCAGUCAUGGGGCUCCCUGAACCUUUUAAAGAGUUUGUAAGCAGGAUCGGAUUCCAAAGAGUACUUUCGUACUCAGCUAUGACUGUUUAUCCUUUGAGCACGCCUGAAGAGGCUGCUGAUCUCUUCUUAAGUUUCGGUCCUUUAGAAAAUUUCAUGAAAAACAACCCAGAUAAGGCUGGAGAACUUCAAAACUUGGUGAUGUCAAAGCUUUAUGAAUGCCUUAUUACAAACGGUACACCAAUUGGCUACGAUUCCUCUAUUUUAAUUGCAUUUAAGUAA